Eupeodes corollae is the source of this 2809-nucleotide messenger RNA. Its product is annotated as myotubularin-related protein 9. Bases 267 to 1925 code for a protein of 552 amino acids. Lineage: Eukaryota; Metazoa; Arthropoda; Insecta; Diptera; Syrphidae. Gene Ontology annotation, biological process: negative regulation of autophagy. The transcript is spliced from 8 exons. The record is from RefSeq and is a predicted model, not a curated record.
GCAGCCGUAAUUUAUUAUAACUUUUCGCCUGUCAGCCUCUCAGCCUCUGUUACCGCUGCUGCUGCUCCGCUGCUGUUACUGAUAAACUUUAUACUUGAUAAUUCUCCCUUCCUGUGCUGUGGUAAACGCGAAGUGAAUAGAAAAUAGAAAAACCUCCGAAACAGGCCACAACAAAGGAAAAAGGAACCAUGCAAUUAAAUUCAUAAAAUAAGGAAAACAAAACUUAUUCAUUCAUAUUUCUCGUGUCGGCUUCAAUUUUAUUCCCAAUGGAAUUCGCUGAUCUCAUAAAAACUCCAAAACUUGACGGUGUCCUCUUGCAUGACCAUUUGCAUGCAACAGUUGAGGGAACCCUCUGCAUUACAGGCCACCAUUUGCUGCUAAGUGCUCGACAAGAAAAUAGCCAAGAAUUGUGGCUGCUGCACAAGAAUAUCGAUUGUGUGGAGAAAAAACCUUUCCUCAAUAAUAAUGUUGUGGUGGGCGGCAUAAUCACCCUCAAGUGCAAGGAUCUGCGGAUAAUUUCAUUGGAAAUAAAAUACUCCAAAGAGUACUUUAAUGUUGCCUCCUCGCUGGAGCAACUUAGCUCCCUGCACAACAUAGAACUUGAUUAUCCGUUCUUCUAUAGACCUAUGUAUUCCAUAUUGGAAGAUGGAUUUACUAUGUUUAGACCGGAGUCAGAGUUCUCGAAAUUGAUUACCGGCGACGAGUGGAGAAUCUCACAUGUUAACAAAGAUUUUAGUGUGUGUUCAACAUAUGGUGCUAUAUUGAUUGUCCCCAAAUCAAUAACCGAUGAGCAAAUCUGUCAGUCGGCCUCAUUUCGAGACGGAGGACGAUUUCCGAUACUUAGCUACAAACAUGACAAUGGAGCAACUCUAAUGAGAAGUUCCCAGCCGAUAUCAACUCAAGGUAUCAAGCGGUGUCGUGCCGACGAAGCUAUCCUCAACGUGGUUCUAGGGCGAAGUAAAAAGGGCUUUAUUGUGGACACUUGGGGCAAGGGCAAAUCCAACACGGAAACAGAUCAACACUAUUCCCAGUGGAAGAAGGUCAACCGGUCGAUUGGUAAUGUAUCGAAUCCUUCAUCUAUCCUGGAAAGCUUUACCAAACUUGUGGAUGCUUGCAAUGACACCACCUGCAGUGCUGACAAAUGGCUCUCUCGCCUCGAGGGCAGUGGUUGGUUGGGCAUGGUCUUGAAUUCAUUAAAUGCCGCCUGCGUUGUGGCUCAAUGUUUGGACCAAGAGGGCAGUCCAGUUCUUGUACAUGGCUCCAAAGGACUCGAUUCAACUCUGAUUGUCACUUCAUUGGUUCAAAUCAUUUUAAAUCCCGACUGCCGAACCGUUAGAGGUCUCCAAGCACUUAUCGAACGUGAAUGGAUUCAAGCCGGUCACCCCUUCUUUUCACGGCACAAAUACUCCUGCUACACCCCGCCACAAACACGUUUGAAAACCUCCGGAGCCACCUUCAUACUCUUCCUCGAUUGUAUAUACCAAUUGUUUUGUCAAUUCCCCUGCAGUUUUGAAUUCAGUACAAAUCUACUAAUUUUGCUUUUCGAACACAGUUACUUUAGUCAAUAUGGAACGUUUCUUUGCGAUUCGGAAAAGGAACGUUCCGAGUUAAAAGUUCAAACUCGUACAACCAGUUUGUGGUCGUAUUUGAAUCGUCCGGAUGUUAUGAAGUCACUGCUGAAUCCUUUGUAUGAACCAAAUCCAAGGGUUAUUUGGCCAUCGGUGGCACCAAUCAGUUUAGAAUUAUGGGAUGAACUUUAUUUGAGAUGGACAAUGGAUCAACAGAAUAUGACAAAUACCAUGGCUCAGAUACAAGAGUUAAUAACCUAUGAAAAAGAACUGAGAACGAAGGUCUUAAAGCUACGAAAACAGGCGACUGAUUUGAAUCGGGAAGUUAUUGAUCUUUUAAAAACCACAAACAACUGAAAAUGCUGAAGUUUUUAAAGUUUAACAAUCUCUUAAAUAAGCUAAUUUAUAGAUGAUGAUUCAUAUAAACUUGCAUAUGUCAAUUUUUGACGCAUUUAUUUAUACAUAAGAAACACCAUCAACUUUAUGAGGUUAACAAUUUAUUAAAUUUAACAACAAAAUUUAAACAAAAUAAAAAUAAUAAAUUGACAGGGAUCUUAUUAAUGAUCAACAAAUAUUUUAAAAACAAAAAUAAUAAUAAUAAUUGUGAAGCUUUUGCCUUUCUUUAUUCUUAAAGUAAAACAAACAAAAUGUUAAACAUAAAUGUAAUUAAAAAACUUUAAAGAAAACUUACUUUCAAAAACAAUAAUAAUGGUGUCUAAAAAGAAGGAAACUUAAAUAAAGGUAGGUAGUUUUUCAAGUCAGUUGUUUGACUGGUUUCAUUUUUGUUCUUUCUUCGUUCGCAAUUAUUUUUAAAAAUUUAAGUCGUGAGUAUUUAAAUAAAAGACAAAAAAAUCAAAAUUAUCUUAUGUAAAACAUGAAUUCAUGUAAAACAAAAUUGUGUAUAUUAUUAAUUUGCUAAGUGAUACAAAGAAAAAUUUUAAAUAUUUGUGUGCAACGAUUUGUAUUUGUUUAUUUAUUUGCUUUAAGACUAAAAACAUAACAACAAAAAAAUCGAAUAUAUUUAAACGAAAUCAUUUGACUCUCUUCUUUAUUUUUGAAAAUUUGGUUUUCUUGUUAUAAUUUUAUGAAAUUAAAUUUUUAAGAUCAAUUAUUUUAGAAAUAUAAAAAAACAAAAAUGAAUUAUAUAUACAUAAAUGUAUUUUCUUAUUAAUAUAGAAUGGAAUGUAAUAAUGUGCACUAAAUCGAGUCUUCAAUAAAAUAUUUAAAAAAUGCAUUUUGAA